GCCUUUGCAGCCUGCCAAAGUACCCACUCCACAUUAAACGGAGUAAAACUAGUUUGCCAUACAUAGGUGUAUCUGGGUGUCUCUUAAAGGAACGCAAGACCAAUUUUCAAGCAUGCCCUUUUUCUUGGAGUGACGGAAAGCAGAAUAUCUGAAGGACCUAUACAUGCAACAGUUCACCCGGGUCUGGAAAUGUCAGAUGCAUUUCAAAGUCGUCCUUCCUGUUCUGGUGUUUAUCGAGCAAGAAUGAUGGUGAACUUGACGGACCAAGCAAAGACAUACAUUGAAGGGAAGAACUCCAGUGGCCUAGUUGAUGCAUGGGCACUCGCUCCCGACUCCUUUUACAAGUUGUCUAAUGGCUCUACUAAAAGAAAGUCCCCAGUCAACGUUACAGUGAAGAAGCUGAAAUGUGUGCCUCACACGGACGGAGAUCAAUUUCUUGAAUACGAUAAGGACUGCCAGGAACAGCUGGACCUAUUUAUGUCGCGAGGCAUACAGACUCCCUUUAACAUAUCCACUAAAAUUAGAUUUCCUUUAAUUGGACAAUCGGUGCCUUCUAAAGAAGUUCACCUUAACCUAAACAACAAGGCAUACAUCUAUAAUACAUUUGAGAAAAAGCCAGGCGCACCCAAUGUGACGACAUGCAAAUUUACUGUCGAGGUGAUCUUCCGCGGAUUUUUUCUAUACCAUACCACGAACCACCAGAAGCACCCUGAAAAAGAUUAUCAUUUUUUGCCGGUCUCAGUCCUCAAUGACAGCAGCAAGCAUCUGAUUGCAAAACGCAAGAAACUUGCUUAUAAUAUAACAGGAGACGUUGUGCAGACAAUGUGUCUUCAGCGCUAGUACG
Molecule: messenger RNA, 844 nt
Organism: Dermacentor albipictus
Lineage: Eukaryota; Metazoa; Arthropoda; Arachnida; Ixodida; Ixodidae
Source: RefSeq, a predicted model, not a curated record